AUGAGAGAUCUUAAGGUACUUUUCAGAAAUCUCGGCGGCAAAGAUUACGAGAUUCUGCCAACACUGGUGACAUAUUGUGAGCAUCCGAAAACCGUUUCCAUGGUGGAUUUACACAAAGAAAUUAAUUUGAUGGAGAAAAUGAGCAAUGAGCUCUUCGAUGAUACGGUUGUAUUCUGUCACAAUGACUUGGCGUGUUCAAAUGUUCUGGAGUUGAAUUCAAACAAAGAGAUAGUGCUGAUCGAUUGGGAAUUCGGAACAUAUAAUUGUCGAGGAUUCGAUCUGGCGAUGCAUCUGUCUGAAACUGCCAUCGAUUUUCGAGAUCCAACUCCGCCAGGAAUCAAAAUAAGUGAGAAGUUGACUGAUGAUCCACCGAAUAUUCGUGGAUUCUGUGAAGCCUACGUGGAUGCUGACAAUAAGCUCAAAAACCGCAUUCCAUCUGAUCGCUCUUCGCAAAUCUCGAAGUUAAUUCAAGAGUGUCUAUUCUUUUGGCCGAUCACUCAUCUAUUUUGGGCGUGUUUUGUGAUGAAAUUGGGAUUAUUAAAGUACAAUUGUGGAGUUGAUAUGGAUGUUCAAGCACGUGAUCGAUUUGCAAUUUAUUAUCAUUUGAAGUUGAGAACAGUGAAAAUUUAUGAAGAAUUACGUAAAAAGUAG
Molecule: messenger RNA, 651 nt
Organism: Caenorhabditis remanei
Lineage: Eukaryota; Metazoa; Nematoda; Chromadorea; Rhabditida; Rhabditidae
Exons: 3
Coding region: 1-651 (216 amino acids)
Biological process (GO): phosphatidylethanolamine biosynthetic process; CDP-choline pathway
Cellular component (GO): cytoplasm
Molecular function (GO): ethanolamine kinase activity; choline kinase activity
Source: RefSeq, a predicted model, not a curated record